CGUGACUUUAGAGACACGUGUACAGGGAAGCAGGAAGUAAAUAAGCCGCACUUUGGUCGCUUGGUGUCUGCAUUGGCAGUGUCAGGUGAAGCAGCAGUAUGCUUGCAGACUGCAGUCCAGUGGUGCAGGCUCUGCUGGGGACUCUCCUCACCUGGGGGCUCACAGCUGCAGGAGCUGCUCUUGUCUUCAUCUUCUCUAGCACCCAGAAGAAGAUCUUGGAUGGAAGUCUGGGCUUUGCAGCAGGGGUGAUGUUGGCGGCCUCAUACUGGUCCCUACUGGCCCCUGCUAUUGAAAUGGCAGAAGAAUCUGGCAAAUAUGGGUCGUUUGCAUUCUUCCCUGUUGCUAUUGGCUUUGUCCUGGGAGCAGCAUUUGUUUAUUUUGCAGAUCUAAUGAUACCAUUUCUGGGAGUUGAGACGGACCCACAUUUGGCUUUGACCCUGUCUUCUGGUGCCAAACCAGCAAAAGCAAAAGCGGAGGACCCUGUAGCCCCACCCACAACUGAAGAGCUGUCAAUCAGGAUAGGUAGAGGAGGAAGUCACUUAGAUAAAAUAGAGAAUGGAGACGUUCACCAUAGAAGAAAAGGAAACUACUUUGGUCAAGUAGCAGAAGAGAAGGAAGUGGGCGCUAGACCAAAGGAAGUCAUUUGUCCGUCAGCAAGCAGCUGGAGACGGAUAGUGUUGUUAAUUCUGGCUAUAACCAUACACAACAUUCCUGAGGGCUUGGCUGUUGGGGUGGGUUUUGCAGCUGCUGGAAAAACCCCCUCUGCUACAUUUGAGAGUGCCAGAAACCUGGCUAUAGGCAUAGGCAUUCAGAAUUUCCCUGAAGGCCUUGCAGUGAGUCUGCCGCUGAGAGGCUCUGGAUUGUCCACAUGGCGAGCCUUCUGGUAUGGACAGCUCAGUGGGAUGGUGGAGCCGUUGGCAGGGCUGCUAGGCGCGGUUGCGGUGGUGGUGGCUGAGCCAUUGCUACCCUAUGCACUGGCAUUUGCUGCAGGGGCCAUGGUUUAUGUUGUUGUUGAUGACAUCAUUCCCGAAGCUCAAGUCAAUGGCAAUGGGAAGCUGGCUUCCUGGACCUCCAUACUUGGCUUUAUUGUGAUGAUGUCACUGGACGUUGGCUUGGGAUAAAGAGCUUUUAUUCACCAGAGAUGACAGAAGGACUUUACAGGUCUUCUAAAAAGAGACCAAAUGAACCAUCAUAUCAAAAUCAGGGUUAAUGCGUUGGAGAAUGCCUUGGAGUCUUUUACUCCUCUUUUUAUUAUUAUUUUUUAAAUUAAUAUAAAACUUGAUAAAUGAUUAAUUCAUAAAUAAAGAAAUACUUGAAUGUCACUUAAAUAAGAGGUUGUGUGAGGUUGUGGUUUGCUUAUUGCAGUUUAUCCAUUGUUUCUCUGACACAAUAUGAAGCUGGUUUGUUGAUUAAAACUCUAAACUGUCUUCCUACAUGGAGA
Molecule: messenger RNA, 1441 nt
Organism: Tachysurus vachellii
Lineage: Eukaryota; Metazoa; Chordata; Actinopteri; Siluriformes; Bagridae
Product: zinc transporter ZIP11-like
Exons: 10
Coding region: 99-1121 (340 amino acids)
Biological process (GO): zinc ion transmembrane transport
Cellular component (GO): membrane
Molecular function (GO): zinc ion transmembrane transporter activity
Source: RefSeq, a predicted model, not a curated record